AUGCUGUCAAUACGAUCAAUACUACUUGUCGGCUUGCCUCUCAUCACUCUGGGCAUUGCUCGGAACCAAGCUGAUGAGGCCGAUUUCGAAGCCGAUGCUGUCGCCAAGUGGGAAGAGAUCAUUCAACAACUACCCGGAGAGUCUCUGAAAGCGGCACUAGCAGGUCAUCUGAAGCCUAAAUAUCGCGAAGGCGUUUUCGAACACGGACGUGAUGCUAUCGAUGCUGUUCGCAGCGAUGAUCCGGAGUUGGCCUCCAAACUGGUCGAUCUUGCGAAGCAGGAUGCCAUCGUGAAGGACCAUCUCCGCAGGCGGCAGAAUGACAAUUCCACGGCCACUACGACGAGCCCCGUCAUUGUCACCGAUGCCUCGACCACAGCUGUCUCGUUCACGACUCAGACUACGGUGGUGACAACGACCGAGCAGCGUACCUCAGGUCAGUCUCCCUCUUCGUCUUCUGUCGACGCCUCGCCGGUCGAAAGCUCGUCUUCCGCUGCAGCGCCGACAAGUACUUCAGGUAAUACCUCUCCUUCCACAGUAGUCCAGUCAGCGUCGACUGUGACAGCCGAAGAGAUUACGAUUAUUGUCUCCACCCCGGUGACUGUACCAGCCAGUCCCACGCUCACGAGUAGCGACCGACCGACCUCGACUACUUCUUCCAAUGAUGAAGAUGCAAGCUCUACCUUACAAGCGCAAAGCUCACCAUCUUCUGUUCCAGCUACGACAAUACCCGUUGUCACGUCCGUCGUGGCCUCUUCUACAGUCUCAGCGGAUGAAUCCAUCACGGAACCGACUGUUACAGCAGCACCCUCAUCUGCUGAGAACACGCAAACGGGUGUUUUGAUACCCGUUGAAGUGACUACCACGAACAACAAUGGCGGCACUGUGGUCCAAACAACAGAGGCGUUCCAAAACGAAGCCCCAACUAGUGUGGCUGUGACCGUGACUACUACGAACGAGCAGGGACAGACAGUGACUACCUCUUCCAUGGCACCCGCCGCCGUCGUCACUAGUGUCAACGAACAGGGCAGCACCAUCACCACUGCCUCGCCUCUUCAAGCAGUGUCGGUCGCGUCCGGCGGUAGAGUCAUCAGCUCUGUUCCAUCAGCUGUCACUACGAACGACGGUGAUGGUAGCGAAGUCGUGCUGUCCAGUCCGACGCCAGGAGGUGUAUACACCACCAGUGACUCUGGAGGUCGUGUUGUCACCGUGACCUAUCAACCUGGCGGUGGAACUGUGAGCCGACUACGUCUCCAGACCACGACACUACCAAACGGUAUGCGUUCGACCAUCACCUCUUUUGCUGAGGUUGGCCAAGCCACUGGCGACUCUGCACCAGGAGCUACUGGCGGCGCGAAUCCGUCUCCAUCAGACCGACCAGGUCUUCAAUCUGGUGCUGCCAUCCCUUCGAGUUGGUAUGCUGCCGAAUUUGCUGUGAUGGUCGGAGCAGCUAUCGGUGUGGCGGCUCUUGUGCUGUAG
Molecule: messenger RNA, 1476 nt
Organism: Fulvia fulva
Lineage: Eukaryota; Fungi; Ascomycota; Dothideomycetes; Mycosphaerellales; Mycosphaerellaceae
Exons: 1
Coding region: 1-1476 (491 amino acids)
Source: RefSeq, a predicted model, not a curated record